This is a messenger RNA of Medicago truncatula (barrel medic), 1333 nucleotides long. Its product is annotated as 1-aminocyclopropane-1-carboxylate oxidase homolog 1. NCBI's taxonomy places the organism in Eukaryota, Viridiplantae, Streptophyta, Magnoliopsida, Fabales, Fabaceae. The transcript is spliced from 3 exons. Bases 74 to 1198 code for a protein of 374 amino acids. The record is from RefSeq and is a predicted model, not a curated record.
ACAUAGUCUUGCACAAGAGAACCUUAUUCAAAAGAGAAAGAGUGAACAUUGUAUUUUCUGCUUCUUUAUCAUCAUGGUUGAGUCAGAGGAAAAUAAAAGCUCCACUUCCACAUAUGACAGGGUAGCUGAAGUGAAAGCCUUUGAAGAAUCAAAAGUUGGUGUGAAAGGUCUCUUGGAAUCUGGAAUAUGUGUGACAAAGAUCCCACGUAUGUUCCAUUAUCCCAAUUUGAACUUGAACAUGAACUCCACUCAUGAAAGUGACCCAUCUUCCAAGUUCAAUGUCCCCAUCAUAGACCUUCAAAAUAUACACACAAACCCAUGUUUGCAUGCUGAGGUACUUGACAAGAUUCGAAGUGCUUGUCGUGAAUGGGGAUGUUUUCAAGUGAUUAAUCAUGGUAUUCCAGAUAGCGUUUUGGAUGAGAUGAUUAGUGGAAUCCGUAGGUUUCAUGAACAAGAAGCCGAGGAAAGGAAACCAUUCUAUACAAGGGAUACAAGUAAGAAAGUUAGAUAUUUCUCCAAUGGAAGCCUUUUUAAGAACCAUGCUGCUAACUGGAGGGACACAAUUUCUUUUUAUGUAAGUCCUGAUCCUCCUAAUCCAGAAGAAAUACCUCAAGUAUGCAGAGACAUUGUGAUUGAAUAUUCGAAGAAAGUAAGAGAUUUAGGCUUUACAUUCUUUGAGAUAUUCUCAGAAGCUUUAGGCCUGGAUCCUUCUUACCUUAAGAAAUUGGCCUCACCAAAUGGACAUUUUAUUGCGUGUCACUACUAUCCUCCAUGUCCUGAACCUGAAUUAACUAUGGGAGCUUCAAAUCACACUGAUGGUGACUUCAUGACAAUUCUUCUACAAGACCGUAUUGGCGGUCUUCAAGUUCUUCAUCAAAAUCAAUGGAUUGAUGUUCCUCCGGUGCAUGGAUCUCUUAUAGUAAAUAUUGGUGAUCUUCUGCAGCUUGUAACAAAUGACAUGUUCACAAGUGUUUAUCAUCGGGUUCUAUCCAAGAAUAUAGGACCUAGAAUUUCUAUCGCAAGCUUCUUUGUAAACUCAUUAUCAAAGGGUACAUCCAAGGUUGUUGGUCCAAUAAAUGAAUUGUUAUCAGAAGAAAAUCCACCAAUCUAUAGGGACACUACUGUGAAUGAUUUCUUGGCACAUUAUUAUGAAAAAUCUCUUGAUGGGAGCUCUUCCUUGCAGCCUUUCAGAGUGUGAAUUAAAUAUUAAGAAUUAGAUUGGAGCAAUAAAAAUGUCCUUUUAUUGAUGGCCUUCAAUUAUUUCUUCUUAUUCACUAUUUUAAAGACUUGGCGGCGCAGCUUAUUGUCCGCUUGCCUUCCAUUCAAGUGUAAA